Messenger RNA from Clarias gariepinus (North African catfish), 2470 nucleotides. Its product is annotated as serine/threonine-protein phosphatase with EF-hands 2-like. The coding region runs from base 105 to 2261 and encodes 718 amino acids. Gene Ontology annotation, cellular component: cytosol; nucleus. The record is from RefSeq and is a predicted model, not a curated record. The transcript has 17 exons. Gene Ontology annotation, biological process: negative regulation of MAPK cascade; detection of stimulus involved in sensory perception. NCBI's taxonomy places the organism in Eukaryota, Metazoa, Chordata, Actinopteri, Siluriformes, Clariidae. Gene Ontology annotation, molecular function: calcium ion binding; manganese ion binding; Hsp90 protein binding.
AUCUCGGGAUGCCUCAGUCACGAGUGUGCUCUACUCUAAUGACACGUCUAGGGAAGUACACUGAAGUCGUGUGUGUGUGACUCUGAUGUCUGUGGCAAAGGGAGAUGGGAUGUGGUGCUACCAAACCCCAAGCCAGAGACCUGCAGCCGAACAGAUGCGACAAAGCAAACAUUUCAGUUCCAGCUAUGCGGGCCGCGUUACUCAUCCAGCGCUGGUACCGGCAGUACGUGGCCCGCUUGGAGAUGAGGCGCCGGUGCACAUGGAACAUUUUUCAGUCCAUCGAGUAUGCAGGAGAGCAGGAUCAAAUCAAGCUGUACAAUUUCUUUGGCUAUCUUAUGGAUCACUUCACUCCUGCAAGCAAUGAAAGGAAGCUGAUUUCCCACAUAUUCCGGGAGACUGAGGUUUUCCUGGACACAGAAUGGGAGCGCUACUUCUGCUACAAGGACAUCACGGUGCCGGAUGUUUACACCGGGCCUCAUCUCACGUUUCCUCUGAGUGUCAGCACGGUCACUGAUCUAGUCGAGGCCUUCAAACUAAAACAACAGCUCCAUUCUCGAUACGUCCUCCAGCUCCUUGGGGAAACCUGGAGAUUGCUCCGGGUUCUGCCGAACAUUAAUGUGGUGUCUACUCGCCACAGCAAGGAGAUCACCAUCUGCGGAGAUUUGCACGGACAACUCGAAGACCUCCUGCUGGUGUUUUAUAAGAAUGGCUUGCCAUCGGUGGAGACGCCGUACGUCUUCAACGGAGAUUUUGUGGACCGAGGGAAGGACUCCAUUGAGAUUCUGCUGAUCCUGUUUGCCUUCCAGCUGCUGUAUCCCAACGACAUCCAUCUCAACAGGGGAAACCACGAAGACUACAUUGUGAAUCUGAGGUACGGCUUCACAAAGGAGGUUCUUGGGAAGUACAGGGUUCACGGGAAGAAGAUCCUAAAGCUGCUCCAGAAGAUAUUUAGUUGGUUGCCCUUGGCAACCGUAAUCAACCAAAAAGUUCUGAUUUUGCACGGUGGGAUCUCAGACACCACUGAUCUCCAAAUCGUUGCCAAACUGGAAAGACACAGAUACGUCUCAGCACUGAGGCCCCCGAAGCGUCUUAGGCAGAUCCCGAAGCCCUCAGACCGAGACGAGGAUCACUCGAGCACCUCCUCCAGGAAACGAGUGCGCUCUUUGACGUACGAGCGGCGACCCCUGCAGACCUACUACAGUCGCGCGAGCCCCUCUGUAGAGGAAGAGCUUCAGGAAAGGAGGAGGUGGGCGGGGCUCAGCACGUCCUGCGACAGGCUUCACUUCUUUUCUUCGGACUCGGACCCCGACUCGGUGGAAGCUCCAGAGACGGACACUGAGAAGUGGAAGCAGAUAGUGGAUCUGCUAUGGAGUGACCCGAUGCCGCAGGAUGGCUGCGUCCCGAACGAGGUGCGAGGAGGUGGGUGUUAUUGGGGCCCGGAUGUCACGCGUGAAGUCCUCGACCGCCACAACCUGCAGCUGCUUAUCCGAUCACACGAGUGCAAACAGGACGGCUAUGAGUUCUGCCAUGACCGCAGGGUGCUGACCAUCUUCUCUGCAUCUAACUAUUAUGAAGUGGGCAGCAACAGAGGAGCUUAUAUACGAUUAGGACCAGAUUUGAACCCUCAUGUCAUCCAGUACCAGGCUAGCAGAUCCACCAGAGAACUGACGCUAAGACAAAGUGUUGGACGGACGGAGCGUUCGGCUCUCCUGGCCUUGAGAGAACAGCUCUUUGCACACAAAUCAGACCUCAUCAGUGCCUUCCAGGAGUAUGACCCCGAGCACACAGGUGUGAUCUCCAUGAAGCACUGGGCUGCUGCGAUGGAGUCGGUGUUGCGACUCGGCCUGCCGUGGAGAGUCCUGCGAUCCCAGCUGGUGGGCUGCAACUCACAGGACGGCACGCUCAACUACCACAAGUGGUUCAGAGAGCUCGACAUCACCGAGCCCAACAACGAGCUCGCUCAUACGGGGCUCCUGGAGACCAUGUACAGACACCACUCCAACCUGGAGACAAUCUUCAGAAUCAUAGACACCGAUCACUCAGGACUCAUCUCACUGGAGGAGUUCCAUCAGACCUGGAAGCUGCUGAGCUCCCACCUGAAGAUGGAGAUCAGCGACGAUGCCAUAUCAGACCUGGCCACCAGCAUCGACUUCAACAAGGACGGCAGCAUCGACAUCAACGAGUUCAUGGAGGCCUUCAGGCUGGUCGAGAGCACGGUCGGAGCGGUGACCUCUGACCUUUUACGACCUAAAAGCCCCUGACCAGGUGCAGUCGGGAUUUAAGUAUUCGGUUUAAAUCCUGAUCAAUCUCUAAUUUAAAACAUGAAUUUGUGGACAGCGAGGACCUGCUUAAAGACUGAUUCAGACUAUACAUCCGAUUAUACGAGAACACAAUAAAUAAGAAGAAUACCGAGCGAUGCGGUUAUUGUCUUGGCCUUGCACAUCUAUCUAUAAAAAAACUUUUUUGAAAA